UAGAUAAGAUGGUAGCACAAUGCUGGACGCACAGUCACAGGGAGCACUGACCUUCAUAAGUUGUGCGGAAAGGCAUGGUCCUGUGUGUGACUGCCGUGUGACUGGUGCCAUUCUGACCACGUGCGUAUCACGUCUGCAUUUUCAUCAUGGACUGCAAGUUAGAACAAAGAGCAAACGUGAAAUUCUGCGUGAAACUGGGCAAAUCUGCCACGGAGACCUUCGACAUGAUCCGGCAAGCGUACGGCACCGCCGCAAUGAGUCGCUCGAGGUGUUUCAAGUGGCACGCGCGCUUCAAGAGCGGCAGAACAUCACUGGAGGACGACGAGAGAUCAGGAAGACCAUCGACGAGCUCGACCCCCGAAAAUGUCCAAACCAUUCGGCAACUCGUGCAUGACGAUAGUCGCAGGACGAUCCACAACAUCGCCGCCAUUGUCGGGGUGUCAUACGGAACAGUCCAGGCGAUCCUCACAUGCGAUUUGAACAUGCGCCGUGUUGCUGCCGAGUUGGUCCCCGGGCUGCUCACCCAGGAGCAGAAGGAACUCCAUCAGCGUGCCGCGGGCGACCCGUCCUUCGUGUCGAGGAUCAUUACGGGUGAUGAAACUUGGGUGUACGGGUACGACCCUGAGACGAAGCGACGGUCUUCACAGUGGAAGAGCACGUCAUCUCCACGAGCCAAAAAGGCGAGGCAGUCUCAGUCUCGCUCUCUAUCUCUCGCAGUUUAUCCCUCCCUCCUCCAGUCCCCUCUCUCUCUCUCUCUCUCUCUCUCUCUCUCUCUCUCAGAGAAGAGCAGCAGUGUCCGCUCUUCACUUCUCCACGCAUCCAUGGCGCUGUGUAACGGCGAUACCAAGCUGGAUAUCAGUGGCGAGCCGACAGACGGGUUGCAGGACUACGACGGGGCCGUGGUGAUCCUGGACGCCGGGGCGCAGUAUGGGAAAGUGAUCGACAGGCGAGUGAGGGAGCUGUUCGUGCAGUCGGAGAUCCUGCCCCUGGAGACCCCCGCCUUCGCCAUCAGAGAGCAGGGAUUCAGGGCCAUCAUCAUAUCCGGCGGUCCGAAUUCAGUCUACGCAGAAGAUGCCCCGUGGUUCGACCCGGCCAUUUUCACCAUCGGCAAACCCGUCCUGGGGAUCUGCUACGGCAUGCAGAUGAUGAACAAAGUGUUCGGCGGUACGGUACACAGGAAAAGCGUAAGAGAGGACGGCGUGUUCAGCAUCGGCAUAGACAACUCCUGCUCGCUUUUCAGGGGUUUACAGAAGGAGGAGAUGGUGCUCCUGACUCAUGGUGACAGUGUGGAUAAAGUAGCAGAUGGGUUCAAAGUGGUUGCUCAGUCCGGCAGCAUCAUCGCAGGUAUCGCCAACGAGCAGAAGAAGCUCUACGGGACGCAGUUUCACCCGGAAGUCGAUCUGACGGAGCGAGGCAUGGACAUGCUGCGGAACUUCGUGUUCGAGAUCGCCGGCUGCACCAGCAACUUCACCGUGCAGAACCGGCAGCUGGGCUGCAUACGUGAGAUCCAGGAGAAAGUGGACAAGUCCAAAGUCCUGGUAUUGUUAAGCGGAGGCGUCGACUCUACAGUGUGCACAGCCCUACUGAACAAAGCUCUAAAUCAGGACCAGGUGAUCGCCGUUCACAUCGACAACGGCUUCAUGAGGAAGAGGGAAAGCCAGAGCGUGGAGGAGGCCCUGACUAAACUCGGCAUUAAACUCAAAGUCGUGAACGCAGCGCACACGUUCUACAACGGCACCACGACGCUGCCCAUCUCCGAGGAAGACCGCACGCCCAGGAAACGCAUCAGCAAGACCCUCAACAUGACCACCAACCCCGAGGAGAAGAGAAAGAUCAUCGGCGACACCUUUGUCAAGGUAGCGAACGAGGUGAUUGGCGAGAUGAACCUGAAGCCGGAAGAUGUGUAUCUGGCACAGGGCACGCUCAGACCCGACCUGAUCGAGAGCGCGUCUCACCUGGCCAGCGGCAAGGCAGACAUCAUCAAAACUCACCACAACGACACGGAGCUCAUCCGCAAACUCCGAGACGAGGGGAAGGUGAUCGAGCCACUGAAAGAUUUCCACAAAGAUGAGGUUCGAGCGUUGGGCCGAGAGCUGGGACUCCCCGAAGAAAUCGUGUCCCGGCACCCUUUUCCCGGUCCUGGUUUGGCCAUCAGAGUGAUCUGCGCUGACGAGCCGUACGUUUGCAAAGACUUCGCCGAAACCAACAACAUCCUAAAAAUCAUCACAGACUUCUCUGCCAGUGUAAAGAAGCCACACACUCUGCUGCAAAGAGUGAAGUCGUGCAUAUCGGAUGAGGAAGAGGAGAAGCUGAUGCAAAUCACCAGCCUUCAUUCACUAAAUGCCUUCCUGCUGCCAAUUAAAACCGUCGGCGUCCAGGGCGAUGCGCGGUCGUACAGCUAUGUGUGUGGAGUGACCAGUAAAGAAGCUCCUCACUGGGAAUCGCUCAUGUUCCUGGCCAGACUCAUCCCUCGCAUCUGUCACACCAUCAACAGAGUCGUGUAUGUGUUCGGGUCACACGUAAAGGAACCUCCAACAGACAUCACACCCACGUUCCUGACCACAGGAGUACUGAGCACGCUCAGACAGGCCGACUUCGUGGCUCAUUCCAUCCUCAGGGAGUCGGGCUACUCGAGCAAGAUAAGUCAGAUGCCGGUCAUCCUGGUGCCGCUGCAUUUCGACCGGGACCCCCUGCAGAAGCAGCCGUCCUGCAGACGCUCGGUCGUCAUCAGAACCUUCAUUACCAGUGACUUCAUGACGGGCAUCGCCGCCACGCCGGAUAACCACAUCCCCGAGGAGGUGGUGCUAAAGAUGGUGAGCGAAAUCAAGAAGAUCCCAGGCAUCUCCAGAGUGAUGUACGACCUCACAUCCAAACCUCCUGGAACCACAGAGUGGGAGUAGAGAAGUCUUGGGGGUCUCAUCUUCCUCCUCCUCCUCCUCUUCCUCAUCAUCACCUUCCUCUUCAUUUUCCCUCAUUUUUUUUCUUCUUUUUCCUAUUUCUUCAUCCUUCUAUGGCAAUGUUUCACCAACAAGCUCUCCACCCUCAGAGAUCACAAGAAAACAUAAUACAACAUUCCCUAUGACAGCAGCUAGUACUGUGAAUUAACACACACACACACACACACACACACACACACACACACACACACAGACACAGCCAAAAACUUUAACAUUGUCUAGGACUUAUUAUUAAUAUCAGUAUAUGAUUCAUAUUAUUAUAAGUUCUUUGUAUAUUAUUUCAGGACUCGCUCGUCUCAUACGUUCAGCAGAACGUUCUCACGUAUAUUCUGUGACACGUCAAUAAAAUUGAUACGGGGGUUCAGAACGUCUUUCCUUCAGCCGAGCGUCCGCGAGUUCCAAGUUUGAAGACACGAUGCCACGUAAGCGGUUUUAAACGAACUGUUUAAUCCGUUGCAAUUGAUGAACCUCUAAAACACACACACACACACACACACACACACACACACACACACACACACACACACACGCUUCUAGUACGAGUUUCAUCGUCCUCACUUCUACUUCCACAUCAGCUUUAUUCACCUUGUCU
Silurus meridionalis is the source of this 3549-nucleotide messenger RNA. It is a transcript of the gene gmps, whose product is annotated as guanine monophosphate synthase. Gene Ontology annotation, biological process: GMP biosynthetic process. Gene Ontology annotation, molecular function: GMP synthase activity; nucleic acid binding; ATP binding. Gene Ontology annotation, cellular component: cytosol. The record is from RefSeq and is a predicted model, not a curated record. The transcript has 17 exons. The coding region runs from base 147 to 2900 and encodes 917 amino acids. NCBI's taxonomy places the organism in Eukaryota, Metazoa, Chordata, Actinopteri, Siluriformes, Siluridae.